GGCACUGCUCCGGCCACCUCUCGGCCUGGGGCCUGGCGGCGUCUUGGGCGACCCGGGGACAAGAUGGCGGCGCCCUUGUGUCGUGCCGCGCUGUUCGGGAGUCGGGCGUGGCGGGGCUUCAGCACGUCGGGCGCCCUGCGCCGCCGGAGCGCCCCGCUGGGGCCCAUGCCCAACGCGGACAUCGACGUGAGCAACCUGGACCGGCUGCAGAAGUACCGCAGCUUCGACCGCUACCGGCGCCGGGCGGAGCAGGAGGCGCGAGCCCCGCACUGGUGGCGCACCUACCGGGAGCAUUUCGGGGCGGAGACGAAUCCCAAAGAUAAAAUUGACAUUGGGCUGCCCCCACCCAAGGUCUGCAAGACCCAACAGCUACGGGAACGGAAACGGAUCCGGCGCGAGCUUCGGGCCAAGGUGGAAGAGGAGCGGGCUGCUCGCCUUGGAACCGCCAGCGUCCCACUGGAGUCUGUGCGGGCUGAGUGGGAGAGGACGUGUGGCCCCCACCACAAGCAGCGCCUUGCUGAGUAUUAUGGCCUGUACCGAGACCUAUUCCAUGAUGCCACUUUCGUGCCCUGGGUCCCCCUGCGCGUGGCGUACGCCGUGGGCGAGGAAGACCUGGUACCCGUGUACUUCGGCAAUGAAGUGACCCCAACCGAGGCAGCUCAGGCACCGGAGGUAACCUAUGAGGCCGACCAGGGUUCCAUGUGGACGUUGUUACUCACUAACUUAGAUGGACACCUGCUGGAGCCAGAUGCUGAGUACGUCCAUUGGCUAGUAACCAACAUCCCAGGCAACAGAGUGGCCGAGGGACAGGAGACGUGUCCCUACCUACCCCCCUUCCCCGCCCGAGGCUCCGGCUUCCACCGCCUCGCCUUCCUGCUCUUCAAGCAAGACAAGCCAGUUGACUUCUCGGAGGACACCCGCCCCUCGCCAUGCUAUCAGCUGACCCAGCGGACCUUCCACACUUUUCAUUUCUACAAGAAACACCAGGAAGCCAUGACCCCAGCAGGCCUGGCCUUCUUCCAAUGCCGCUGGGAUGACUCAGUCACCAGCACCUUCCACCAACUUCUGGACAUGCGGGAGCCCGUGUUUGAGUUUGUGCGGCCACCCCCUUACCACCCCAAGCAGAAGCGCUUCCCCCACCGGCAGCCCUUGCGCUACCUGGACCGGUACAGGGACAGCCAUGAGCCCACCUAUGGCAUCUACUGACUGUACCCAGUGGGGUGCGUCCGCUCUCCUGGGCCUGCUGGGAAGGGCCCUGGGGCCAGCUUGGAGGUCUGUCCUGAGGCAGGCCCUCUGUGGAUGGCAGUGAGGACAUAAGUGGAGGGAAUAAAGAGAUUUCUAUCUGCUGCU
Molecule: messenger RNA, 1350 nt
Organism: Dipodomys spectabilis (banner-tailed kangaroo rat)
Lineage: Eukaryota; Metazoa; Chordata; Mammalia; Rodentia; Heteromyidae
Gene: Mrpl38
Product: mitochondrial ribosomal protein L38
Exons: 9
Coding region: 64-1206 (380 amino acids)
Cellular component (GO): mitochondrial large ribosomal subunit
Source: RefSeq, a predicted model, not a curated record